This is a messenger RNA of Closterium sp. Naga37s-1, 2889 nucleotides long. NCBI's taxonomy places the organism in Eukaryota, Viridiplantae, Streptophyta, Zygnematophyceae, Desmidiales, Closteriaceae. The record is from the annotation of a GenBank genome assembly.
AUGCAAACACCCCGCGCGGAAGCUUCCACCAGGAGUGGCGGGGAGGGCGCAAACGCGGCGAGACCGCGGGUUGAUGGUUCCAGUGGUGGGGCGGCGGCCGCAGGCAGUGGCGGCGGCGGCGGGGGGGGCGGCUCGAGCGAGUGGACUGGCUCCGUGUGGAGCGCGCAGGAAAUCGCUGACGUGGCAGGGGGCACGGUCAUCAGGGACUGCCCGCCGGGGCGCGUCUGCACUGACACGCGCCAACUGGCGCCCAGCGAUUGGUUCCUGGCUCUAAGAGGGCCGCGAUUCGACGGUGCGGAUUUCCUGGAAGAGGCGGCGCGGAGGGGGUGCGGGGGGGCGGUUGUUAUGGUGGACGGAUGGGGGGAAAAGGGGGAAGCGGGGAAUGGGGGGAAUGCGCCGGAGGGGGGCGGCGGAAGGGAGAGCGGGAAUGGGGAAGAGGGGGGAUGCGCGGAAGAGGGGUUAAGAGGGAAGGAUGCAAGGGAGAAAGGUGUGGCGAUGGGUGAAGAGGGGUUAAGAGGUGAAAACGGAGCAGGGGAUUCAAACGUGCCUCCGAACCUGCUGCCAGAGGGAUGGCAGGGCGGGUUGGUGGUGGUGCCAGACACGCUCGGCGCGCUGCAAGGCUUGGCGAGGGAGGCUCGGCGGAGGUUCGGCGGUGUGGUGGUGGGGGUGACAGGCAGCGUGGGGAAGACUACGGCGCGGGCCUUAACUGCCCUCGCGCUCUCGCCCCUGGGGGCUGUGCACCAGACCCAGGGCAAUCUGAACAACCACAUUGGAGUGCCGCUCACUCUCUUGGCCCUCCCCCAGGCAUCAGCGGCGUGUGUGGUGGAGAUGGGAAUGAGUGCGCGAGGGGAGAUCGCCCUCCUCUCCGCCAUCGCCGCUCCCUCCAUCCGCGUCCUCCUCAACGUCGGCCCCGCGCACAUCGGCGACCCCUCGCUGGGGUCUUUGCAAGCAAUAGCAGAGGCCAAGGGGGAGAUGCUAGCGGAUGCAAGGCCAGGCGACGUGUGCGUGGUGAAUGGGGACGACAGCCUUGUCAUGGGGCUGCCGACUCAAAAAGGAGUGAGACGGAUCACAUUUGGCCGCUCACCCGGCUGCGACGUGCAGCUGCUGUGGGCGCGCGCAGUGGAUGGCGGCAUGGCGGUUGAAGCUUGCAUUCGCACCAACCUGGCACGCACAGGAGGAGCAGCAGCAGAAGCAGCAGCAGCAGCAGAAGCAGCAGCACCAGGAGGACUCGGAGGGGGACGAGGGGUGGAAUGGCAGAGCAGCAAGGAGGAGAGCACGGAUCCAAGCAGCAGUGCACUGAGUGCCGGAGCCGGGGCGGUGCGUUUGAAUUCCGAUGGAGACAUUGAGGACACGAGGGAUGUGCAUGGGAAGGAGAGCAAUGCAGACGACAGAACGGUGUGUGUGCGAAUCAACAGCCCCGGGUUGCAUCUGGCUGACAACGCCCUUGCAGCCGCAGCCGUGGCCGUGGUGGCAGGCGUGCCUCUGCCAAUGGCAGCACGACACAUGACGCUGUACGAGCCCGUCGGGAUGAGGAUGCGGGUCGAGCGGAUUCGGAGGAGAGGAGCGGCGGGAGAGGAGGGCGAGAGGAGCGAAGGGAAGGGAGAGGGACACGAGGGAAUCGGUGUGACUGUACUGAAUGAUGCUUAUAACGCCAGUCCAAUCAGUGUUGCGUCGGCUCUUCACCUUCUGCAUCAGCUCUCGCUGGAAUCAACUGCCCCCUCUGCCUCCUCCGCCGCCUCCUCUCCACCAGUCUCAGGCCGCCACGUGGCGGUGCUGGGCGACAUGCUGGAGCUGGGCAGCCAAUCAGAGAGUGCACAUGUGGACGCUCUCUCCCUCUGCCUCUCCCUCUCAGGAAUCUCUCUCGUCCUGGCGGCUGGCGCGGCCUUCAAGUCCGCUCUGGGGAAAGUGGUGCAAAGGAGAGUGAGGGGAGGCGCAGAGGAAGGAAUGGAGGGGGGUGAGGAUGGGAGCUGCAGUAAUGAAGAUGAUGGAGACAGUGGGGAGUGGAAAAGCGGCCGUCUGCACUGUUUUCUGGAAGGUGGUGGGGAGAGGCGCUUGGAGGUGCAUGCGUUUGAUUCGGCACAAGACCUUGCAGAGGCUGUAGCGUUAUCUGCAUGCAUUGCAGAGUCUCUAUUUGAAGCGCCUAAAGAAGCGGUGGAUAUGGGGUUGAUACAGUUGGGAGAUGUGGUGCUGGUGAAGGGGAGCCGAGGAAUGCGCAUGGAACUAGUAUUGGGAAGUGACCUGACCUGCAUCUAUAACCGUCAUCCAUCAGAUCUCUCUCCCACAAUGUCGCUCGCCGCACUGUCGUCCAAUGGCGUUUCGUUCGGACGGAUGGCAUCCAAGGCGGGUAGAAUCUCUACAACCGUCGUAUCUGAAGCCAAAUCAGUUACCUUUCUUGCUCCCCAGCGCCCCUCCCUUUCCUCCAAGCCCCUCUCCGCCGCUUCCCCGCAUCAACGCCUCCCUCAAAGGCCCGCGCGGCCAGUAGCGGCGGUCGCGGCGGAAACCGCCUCCGCGGAAGACGACUCCGUGGACGUCCCCCCGCCGGGGUGUUCGCGGAUCAAAAUCGAGCUCGCGCGCCCGCUGGGGCUGGUCCUGGAGGAGCGCGCGGGGGGGAUUUUCGUGGCGGAAGUCGCGCGCGGGGGAAACGCGGAGGCGACGGGGCUUGUAGACGCUGGCGACCAGCUGAUUGCGACGAGUGCGAUCGUGUUCGACGACAGCGACUCGUACGGCGGGGUCGUCGUGAAGAAGGGCAUGCGGAUCGUACGGUUCAACGUUCGCGGCGAGAAGUUUGACACGGUUAUGGCUGCAAUCGGGACACAUCCGUCGUAUCUCAAGGUUGCUAUAGAACUGCAGAAGUGCAAGCCGCUCUCCAGGGACCCCACCACCUCGUAG